AUGGUGGGAGCCAUUGCCACCCUCAAGGUCAGAGUUGGUGUCGUGGACCCAGGCCUCUUCAUAAGCCAGAGCCCCAGUGAAGCAGGGAGGUUUCAAUUACUCUUUGUUUUUCCUGCAAGAAACAUUUCUCUCAAGUGCAUGCGUGACACUGAUGAGUUCCUUUCUGAUCUGAAUUCAGUGGAGCCCAAAGAAUACGCUCUGAGAAUGUAUGACUCCGUCGGGAAACUUGGGAGCAAUAUUCUCAAUGGGAACGUGGAUAGACUGGGAUCUUACAGCGAGUGCCUCUCCACCCACGCCCCCUCGGGGAGCUUCCAGGGGCAGUACUGCAAGCUUCAGAUCCUGCAGGAUGUAGCUGACUACAGUGUGGGCGUGUGUGUCCCUGAUUCUUGUGCGGAAGAGGACGUGACUGCGUUGGCUCAGCUGGGUAUUUUAAGAUUCAGAAAUGCUUCAUUUUUGGCUCCUUCUCUCUCUCUCUUUACAAUGAAUGCGUCCUCCUUGCCUGAUGGGGGUGUGGCCAGAUGUGCUGCUGGAAUGUUCCCCCUCGACGUGUUUGCUGCCGUGUGCCUGUUCUUCACCCUGCUCGGCCUCGCCCUUCCUCUGGCUGGAACUGCGUAUGUGGCAGCCAGGGGGUGGGGGUCAGACCGCGGGGCGUCCUCCACACUCGGGGCACAUGCAGCCACUUACGGGAGCCUGCCUUUGAGAGAGACAGAGAGGAGUGAACCAAGGAGCAGAAUCGAAUGGCCGGUCGGCCUGGCCCAUCUCGCAGGAACCCCGAGCAGAGGAAAAAGAUGCCUAGGAGCCGUGGACCGGGCUCUGAGAAGCUUUUCUUGGCAGAAGAAUGUGCCAGCCAUCUGGACCACCACGACGCCAGGAAGCACGUGCUCUGCCCUGAAUGGCAUCCGGGUCUUGAGUCUCCUGUGGAUCAUGUCGGGGCACACCAGCCAGAUGACCGCAUGGCUGUCUCUGGAUAACGUGCUUGAAUGGAAAGCCAGAGUGCUUAAAAACCCGCUCUACCUUUACUCCCGGAGUGGCCCAUUCUAUCUCGGGGUUGACACAUUUUUCCUGAUCAGUGGCUGGUUAAGCGUGAGGUCAUUUUUAAAGAUGCAGCAGUCUUCAGAAAAAGGAAUAACUGCUAAAGUUAUACUCAGAUACUACUUUAGUCGCCUUAUAAGGUUGCAGCCUCUUCACCUGUAUUCCGUGUGCUUGUUGGUUGGAUUGUUCUCCCUGGCUCCCUGGGGACCUGUCUGGGAGGUGCCUAAGCUCCACCUGGACAACUGCCGUCAAGCGUGGUGGACGAACUUGCUGCUGCUCAAUGACUUCCUGUUGGUCCAGAAGGCGUGCAACGGCUGGACGUGGUACCUUGCCAAUGACUUCCAUUUCCACCUCACAACGCCGGUCAUCAUCUUCAUCCAUGGAAAAAGUAAACAUGUCCUUGUCCUCCUCGGAGCCGCGCUGUUCUUGGCAUCUUUCACUGCCACUGCUUUGCUCACACUGGCUCAUGACCUCCCCGUGGCAGCUCCGUCAGAAGCAAGUGAAAAUGUGACUGUGCUGUAUUUUUCGGAGUACUACACUAAGCCCUAUUGCCGAAUCGGGCCAUUCCUUGUGGGCGUCUUUCUGAGCCUUUUCAUGCACCAAAACCAGCAGGCAAACAUUCUCAAAACCAAGGUGCAGGCCCUGCUCGGGUGGAUUUGCUCCCUGUCCGGCCUGUUCGCCGUGGUCGCUGUGGCGUACGCAGUGGACGACACCUCUGCCACCCCUUCAGUGGCCGCUGCUGUCUACCAGGCCGUGCACCGGAGCCUGUGGGCGGUGGCCGUGGGCUGGGUCGUGUUCGCCUGUCACGAAGGCUAUGGAGGUCUGGUGAACCAACUGCUUGCUUGCGGAAUGUGGAGCUUCCUGGCCAGCAUCAGUUACGCCUGCUACUUGGUGCAUCCCGUCGUCAUCAUCCUCUACAACGGCCUCCAGGAGACGCUCAUUCACUACACGGACACCAACAUGGGACAUCUGGCCCCAGAGAUAGAAACGCGCAAAGGGAAGAUGGGGUACAGGGAGAAGAUGGCCAUCUACAAGCCAAGGAACCCCAAGGAUGGCCGCCAAACAAGCUAG
Myotis davidii is the source of this 2103-nucleotide messenger RNA. It is a transcript of the gene OACYL, whose product is annotated as nose resistant to fluoxetine protein 6. The transcript is spliced from 16 exons. NCBI's taxonomy places the organism in Eukaryota, Metazoa, Chordata, Mammalia, Chiroptera, Vespertilionidae. The record is from RefSeq and is a predicted model, not a curated record. Bases 1 to 2103 code for a protein of 700 amino acids. Gene Ontology annotation, molecular function: acyltransferase activity, transferring groups other than amino-acyl groups.